Molecule: messenger RNA, 1398 nt
Organism: Chinchilla lanigera (long-tailed chinchilla)
Lineage: Eukaryota; Metazoa; Chordata; Mammalia; Rodentia; Chinchillidae
Gene: Glo1
Product: glyoxalase I
Exons: 6
Coding region: 101-658 (185 amino acids)
Molecular function (GO): lactoylglutathione lyase activity; metal ion binding
Source: RefSeq, a predicted model, not a curated record
GCCCCGCGGCGCCAUCGCGCUGUCUCUAGUGGAAGCGGCCCUGGGGAGUGUGCGGUUUGCCGGUGCAGCUCAGUCCAGUCCCUGAUACUUCGGUGUGGCCAUGGCCGAACCUCAGCCCGCGAGCUGCGGCCUUACUGACGAGGCCGCAUUCAGUUGCUGCUCCGACGCAGACCCCAGCACCAAGGAUUUUUUGUUGCAGCAGACUAUGCUACGAGUUAAGGAUCCUAAGAAGUCUUUGGAUUUUUAUACUAGAGUUCUUGGAAUGACGCUACUCGAAAAAUUCGAUUUUCCUGCUAUGAAAUUUUCACUCUAUUUCUUGGCUUAUGAAGAUAAAAGUGAUAUCCCCAAAGACAAAAAAGAAAAAAUAGCAUGGGCCUUCUCCAGGAAAGCUACGCUUGAGUUGACGCACAACUGGGGCACUGAAGAUGAUGACAGCCAGAAUUACCACAAUGGUAAUUCAGACCCUCGGGGAUUUGGUCACAUUGGAAUUGCUGUUCCUGAUGUAUAUGGUGCUUGUAAAAGAUUUGAAGAACUGGGAGUCAAAUUUGUGAAGAAACCUGAUGAUGGUAAAAUGAAAGGCCUGGCAUUUAUUCAAGAUCCUGACGGCUACUGGAUUGAAAUUUUGAGUCCUAACAAAAUGAGUGAACUCUGCCUUUGAGAUGUCAGUGAGGAUGGAAAUAAGCAGGAAUGAUGUGACUCAAGAUGCUCAGAAAGCAGACACGGAGGACUGAUGGAUCUAUGUUCCAACUCAAAUCAUUCUUAAGUCCUUUUCCCUUCCUUUUCAGCUGUUCUGUUGUUUUGGUUUUUUGCCUCUUCUUUCAUUCUGGUUUUAAAGUAGUGCUUUAUUUUAUGACCUUGAGUACAGUUGUGUAACUUUACUUUUUAGGUGAUAAUUUGAACAGUUCCCUUCAGAGGCUGCAUUUGCUGCCUUUUAGUUCCUAAAUAGCACCUCUCUUCAAGUCUUCCUUUGAAUCAUCAUUUCUUAAAAAAAAAAAAAAUUAACAUUUUUCCGGGAGCUAUCUUCUGGGGUUUCCGUUCCUCAGAAAUAGCUUUUCAGGAUGGAAGGUAAGGAAUACCGAACAAACUUGCAACUUCACAUGUACUUCAAACGGUAUGAAGUGUUCAUUUUACAAAAGAGAAGGUACUCUUGAGAACCGUUCAGAAUCAUGCUGUCAAGGACACUGACAGAAAACUAAUUUUUUAUUUAUAAAAUUCUUUUAAAGUUCAAGGACUAAUUUCAUGUAUUUGGGAAUGAGGAAGAAGAGUGGUAGACUGUUUGCUGGAUACUCAAACAGCAGACAAGGCUGUAGCAUACUAUCUCUCAUUUAAUCCUCCAACUAGCCUAUGAAAAAGAAAGCAGGUAGACAUGUAAAAUAACUUCAAUGAAUUGAAGGCAGU